CAGAGUUGUUUUGAUCAAAUUCUAAAUAUUUAUCAUAAACGGAAACCGCAUGAGAUAGGAAAGUAAGGCGAAUUUCGGAUAAACCAUGGAACUCGGCAGUAAAUUCGUGUACUUUAGUUCCGGCGACGAGGACGAGGAAAUAGUCUACGGGAACGCGUCGUCGGAAUCCGAGGCAGAAGCUGACGACGGCGAGACAUGUCUGCUGGACAUCUUAGACACUGCGGGCCAGGAGGAAUACUCGGCCCUCCGCGACCAGUACACACGUACCGGCGACUGUUUUCUCCUCAUUUACAGCGUCACCGACACCACCUCCUUCCAGCAGGUCGAGGCGCUAUACGACUUUCUCAAGCGCGUCAAGGACACAGAACAGCUGGCAGCGGUUCUUAUUGGAAAUAAGACUGACCUCGAGGCGGACAGGAAAAUAACUACUCAGGAAGGGGCGGACCUGGCCACCAGACUCGGCGUCCCAUUCAUCGAGACUUCCGCGAAGACCGGCGACAAUAUCAUCAAGGCGUUUGAGACGGUUAUCAGACAAACGCCAAGGCAUGGUAUGGAGUACAAGGUGGUAAUCCUGGGGUCGGGUGGUGUUGGCAAGUCAAGCGUCACGAUCCGCUAUGUCAGUAACCAAUUUGUCGACUCGUACGACCCGACAAUAGAAGACUCGUAUCGGAAGCAUGUGCGCAUUUCUGGAAUACCCGACGACAUGAAGAAUGCACCAAAACAGAAGAAGAAGAAAUGGCCCAAGAAAAGCGCAGCCGGUGGUUUUCGUCUUUCAUUGAAGAAAAGGGGAUCGCGAAAAUCUGCCGGCCGGCCCAAGAGUUCUGGCGGACUUUUUGGGAGCAUCAAGAAUGCCCUUGGUUUCGGUGGAAAAGGUGCAAGCGGGGAGCCCAUGGCCCAACAGGCGGCGCCCGAUCUUAACGAGGCAUUGGAUUACGACUCAGACGAUGAGAGCCCGUCCAGAUCAUCUGGCGUGAAGCAGCGGAAGAAGGUGCGAAAGGCAGACGCCAACGUGCUUUUGCUUAAGAUGGAUAUAUUGGAGGAAGAGCCGCGUGUCGUCACAGGCGACCCCAUCCACUGCGCCGGAUGUGACGCAAUACUAUCCGCAAUUUCCGUUAUAGAGAAACCAGAGGGUGCGGACCAUUCGUCAUGGGUUUGUGAGUUUUGCGAUCAUAAGAAUGAGAACUUGGACAUCAGCCCUGACGAGGUUCCGCGCGGGGAGAGUUUCGACUUCGUGCUCGUACCGGCACGUGAGGAGGGGGAUUCGCCGGCCGAGGAGGCGGCGACAGGGGAGACAAACCCUGAAAAGAAGGCGGAGAGUAAGGGGAUGGUGGUCUACUGUAUGGACAUUAGCGGUUCCAUGAGCUGCAUGGUCCGCCUUCCGGAACUUCAAGCCCAAUGGAGGAACGCCCGCGACCGCCGAGAGCACACGGACAACUCAGUAUCCCGGCUUAAGGCCAUCAAGGACGCCGCUAGAAGGCAGCUGGAGCGCUUGAAGAUCGAGUAUCCGAAUAAGCAGGUUGCCCUGGUAACAUUCGGCUCCACCGUGUACCUGUGGGGAGAUUGCCAUGACGACCGGCCUGCCAAGUCUUUCUCCGAUUCCGUCAUCCUCAAUGACUAUGACCGCCUGGUCGCCGCCGGCCGCGAGUACGCAACAACAAUGGAGGUCUCCGGUCUUGAAACCACUUUCGAUAAUCUUGAAACUAAAAUUGACCGACUUCGGACUGAGGGAUGCACGGCGCUUGGCCCCGCCCUGGCGAUUAGCGCAGGCAUCAUCGCCGGCUGCCCCACGUCGGAAGUAGUCCUCUGUACCGAUGGCGAACCGAACACGGGCGUCGGAAACCUCGACGAACCAAACGGAGAACUUUUUUACAAAAAGAUCGGUGAGUUUGCGCGAAGCAACAACACGCGGCUUUCUAUUCUGGCGGUGGACGGACAGGAAACGGGACUGCGGAACGUGCAGGAGUGUGCCAUCACUUCCGGCGGGACUGUGAACGUGCUCAACCCGCUGGAGAUGAUGCGCCAGCUGCGGCUGAUUGCCCAGAACUACACGGUGGCGACGGCUGUUGACGUAACCGUCAUUUUACACCCGGAUCUCGUAUUUGAUGAGCCUGGGUACCAACAGGCGAGUAACCGGCUGGUGAAGGAGGUGGGAAAUGCGGCCAAGGAGACCGACCUCACUUUCCGAUACAAGCCCAAAGACUCGAAAAACAAAACCAAGAAAAAAGCCAUACCAUUCCAGGUGCAAAUCUCUUACACAUUGAAGAGCGGGAUGCGGUGUAUGCGCGUGCUCAGUAAAUCCCACGAGGUCACCCAGGACCGGAAACAGAUGGAGGAGGGCGUCAACGUAGCGGUGGUUGGCAUCGCCGCCGUCCAGAAGACAGCGGUCAUGGCGAGCAAGGGCAACGCGAAAACGGCACAGGAGCACAUGCGGAGCGUACAGAAGAUGUUGAAGCGAGGGGCGAAAAAUCCCACCCAGAUGGAGGAGCGACUGGCCUUUAAGACAGAGUCGGACGGGCUCAGAAGUGAGAUAAGGAAAGCGACCGUGUCGGAUUCCCACGUGCUUACCGACCGCGCGACCCAUGUGUACCAACGCAGUAGGAUGUCUACAUGCUCCUACUUCUCCGCGGCUACCAGCAAUCACACGCGACACAGGAUCGCAUCACUGAACACUGCAACCGAGGCUCAGAGAGAACAAUAUUAUCAUUUCGAAUCAUAAAUACUAUAGCAAGUACACUUGGUACUCAUAUAAUGGACACAUUAUUUAAAUAGGCCUUUUUGGUGAAUUUUGGCGAAAUGGUCGUUUGAAUGCAAUGUUUGCAUGGCGUUUUGGCGCUUUCCAUAAUCUACAGCCUCAUUGGAAUACACAUGUUUUUAAUUAUGUUAUAAUGAGAGAUAAGAUUGCAAGUUUUGUUUUUUACACGCGGACGAUGUAGGACCGAUGAUGUCAUGAUGGCUCUAUCUAACAUAUAAUAUAUGUCUCAAACUGUAUUAAUAUGAUUUCAUGACAGGCAUUGUUUUGUUAGUGUUUUACAACGUUUUUAAAUCCCCUCACUAUAUGUAUAUAUAAGUGUUGGUGGUGUAUAUACUCCAUACAUAUAUAUGUACUUCCCAUAAAGCACACAUUCGUAAAACCAUGCAGCUUAAAGCUUAAAGAUAUUAUACACUUAUUCUGAAUUUAUAGGUUGAAUGUUUUCUAAAGUAUGUACUAUCGUAAAAAAGGCACACUGAUCAUGUUAACUAGUGUUAAACAGAUGUUUAUUAUUUAGGUAUCCGGUUGCAAAUUAUGUGAAUUCAGGAUGUCUGGUGGCCCCAUAUGUAUGGUAUGUCUGGUGGCCCCAUAGUAUGGUAUGGCUGGUGACCCCAUAUGUAUGGUAUGUCUGGUGGCCCCAUAUGUAUGGUAUGUCUGGUGGCCCCAUAUGUAUGGUAUGUCUGGUGGCCCCAUAUUUAUGGUAUGGCUGGUGGCCCCAUAUUUAUGGUAUGGCUGGUGACCCCAUAUUUAUGGUAUGGCUGGUGGCCCCAUAUUUAUGGUAUGGCUGGUGGCUCCAUAUUUAUGGUAUGGUUUGGACGGGUUUCAUGACCAGAAUGAGAAUGUGUAAAAUCAAACAGUAACAAAUUGCUAUGGAAACACGACAUUUUUGCCUUGGGAGAUAACAAAACAGGCCAUUUCACAAUUUAAUGUGAUUUAAUAAACAAAAAAACUGCAUUAACUUUAUAAUAUGAUUCAUAAACAUUAUUUUUUACAAACCUUUUAUCAGAAUGCAAUUCCCUUACGAUACCAAACUUAUUUGGGCUCACCCGGCACCAACAUUUAACAUUAUUGCUGAUUACUCAAAACAAUAGCAAGCUUGAUUGUACCUCGGGUACCUUAGAACUGGCUCAUUUAGUAAGAAUACCCUUAUGAAUAAAACGUGCGUAGAAAUGGCAAAUGAAUUCGACUCAUCCAAUCAUUUAAAACCAUUUCACCUAGAUAUUUAACAUUUGCAGUUCCAUUUUUCAGCCAGUUUGUGAUACACGCUUGAUCGUUUUGUAAAUAUGAACAUUUCUUCGCCUAUCAUUCAUUCAUAAAACGUAUAUUUUAUAUGAACUAUUAUUAUUUAAUAAAUAUACGUUUUAUCAGUAAUGUGCUAAUAUCCGUAGAGGAUUGUUGUGACCGACAUUUAACUAUUUGGCACAUGUAUUGCAUUUGUAACGGUUUUUAAAAGAGAACUUAUUAAUGCCAAAAUACACUGAUGGAAUGUAUAUGUGAUAUUUAUUCAUGACUUUACACGCUCUUUUUUGCUACCAGUUACUUGUUAUCAAAGCAAUGUUACUUAUGUUUUUUUUAAAUAGAUGAUUUUUCAUUGUUUGUAAAUAUAUUCAAAUCAUAAUUAUUCUUGGAAUAAAUUUUGUACAGACA
This is a messenger RNA of Mya arenaria, 4396 nucleotides long. Its product is annotated as circularly permutated Ras protein 1-like. The record is from RefSeq and is a predicted model, not a curated record. Gene Ontology annotation, biological process: intracellular protein transport; endoplasmic reticulum to Golgi vesicle-mediated transport; signal transduction. Gene Ontology annotation, cellular component: plasma membrane; COPII vesicle coat. The coding region runs from base 86 to 2716 and encodes 876 amino acids. NCBI's taxonomy places the organism in Eukaryota, Metazoa, Mollusca, Bivalvia, Myida, Myidae. Gene Ontology annotation, molecular function: zinc ion binding; GTPase activity; GTP binding. The transcript is spliced from 17 exons.